AUGUUUAGACAGACUAAGAGACGCAUUACACAGCGUAGAAAUAACGUUCCGGGCGAUGAAAAUGCUUUGUCAGGCUAUAUCCACUCAGGCAUAUCUGUUUCAGAACUGCAAGCUCACUACGAUCUGCUAUACCCUGCAAAGCUCUCAUUCUACCAGUAUCCUCCGGAAGGAGAAAUUACCCUUGACCAGUUUGAAACAUGGGCAAUUGACCGGCUAAAAGUCCUCUUGGAAAUAGAGUCUCUGGCCCAGCGGAACAGAAGCACCAAGGAGAUGGAGCAGGUCAUUAAACCGCUGUUAACGAAGUACCUCCCGCUGUCAGAUGACCUCGAAUUGCGGAAAAAAGACUACUAUAGCCAUUUUAUCUUGCGCUUGUGCUUCUGCCGUACAAAGGAGCUUCGGGAGAAAUUCGCACAUGCAGAAACGCUACUGUUUAACCUGCGUUUCCAGAUGCUCACGCAAGCCGACCAGGCUAAAUUUAUCAGGAGUUUAGAUUUGCCCCUGCUUAGGUUCAUUGACGAAGCAGAAAAACAGGAGAUUGCAGCGCAGCUGUACGACGCAGUCGUCCCGCAGCUGCAAUUCCAGUUUGGUAUUUCAGACGAGCAGCAGCGCCGCCAAUUCUUUAAGCAGGAAAAGUUUAUUAAACUCCCGUUUGAGAGCGUGCUGGACCUAGUGGGGUCGCGGCAGGUAUUUGUUAAAGGCGGGUGGGCGUACUUGCCACAGUUCCAGCAGCUGAAGCACAUCUCGAACGAGUAUUCCGAUCGCCUAGCCGCGGAACUCUUGAGAACCUACCAACACCUACCGAAACUAAACGAGGACGACCGCCUACUACCAAUCUUGGCUCAUCUAUCCUCCGGUUAUAUGAUAGGUGAGCAUAAGCGUGACUAUAGCUCGAACGCAAAUGUAGAAGACGGCUCGAUCACCGCUACGACUGUCUACAGCCCGGAGGUUCGCUCCUGCUUCCCGCUAUGUGCCUCAAAUCUGUUGCAAGGCCUUUCCGACAAUCACCACCUCAGGUUCAAUGGCCGCCAGCAACUUUCGUUUUUCCUGAAGGGUAUAGGGAUGUCUGUAGACGAAGCCAUGAAAUUCUGGACCGACGCUUUUACGUCGGGAGGCUCAAUGACCCUUGAGAGAUUCAACAAGGAAUAUCGCUACAACUUCAGGCAUAACUACAGUCUGGAGGGUAACAGGAUUAACUACAAACCGUGGGAUUGUCGUACCAUACUGUCUAAACCACGCCCCGCAAAAGGCGAGUACCACGGCUGCCCGUAUAGGGACUGGAAUCCCGAUAAGCUGGCAACCCACCUGACCAAUAUGAAGCUAACACAUCUCGAGAUUAACUCCGUUCUAGACAGCUGCCAGCACAAUGAAUACACAGUAGCGUGCACCAAGGUCUACGAGUUUACAAAUCCUACGAACAAUACUCUGGAAGUCCCCAUCACCGAUCAGACUCAUAUUACGCACCCCAACCUCUUUUUCGAUAGGGCCCGUUGCCACCGAGACCCGCCCUCGUAG
Molecule: messenger RNA, 1512 nt
Organism: Eremothecium sinecaudum
Lineage: Eukaryota; Fungi; Ascomycota; Saccharomycetes; Saccharomycetales; Saccharomycetaceae
Gene: PRI2
Product: DNA primase subunit PRI2
Exons: 1
Coding region: 1-1512 (503 amino acids)
Biological process (GO): DNA replication, synthesis of primer
Cellular component (GO): alpha DNA polymerase:primase complex
Source: RefSeq, a predicted model, not a curated record